AUCUCCCCGACGGGCACCACGUUCAUAUUCUCCUUCAUCAUCUGUACCAUCGGCCUAAUUAUAUACCAUACACACCUGCUUUCGACACUACUUUGCCUUGAGGGAAUAAUACUGUCAAUUUUUAUAGCCCUAACAAUAUUAUCGCUCGACUUGCACACCUCCUCAUUCAUCCUACCAUUAACAGUCCUAACCCUAUCCGCUUGUGAAGCAGGAGUUGGCCUUGCCUUAUUAGUCGCCUCUGCUCGAACUCAUAAUACGGCAAGCCUCAAAAACCUAAACCUGCUACAAUGCUAA
This is a messenger RNA of Alligator mississippiensis (American alligator), 294 nucleotides long. The record is from the annotation of a RefSeq genome assembly. NCBI's taxonomy places the organism in Eukaryota, Metazoa, Chordata, Crocodylia, Alligatoridae.